Echinococcus granulosus is the source of this 309-nucleotide messenger RNA. RefSeq lists its product as hypothetical. The coding region runs from base 1 to 309 and encodes 102 amino acids. The record is from RefSeq and is a predicted model, not a curated record. NCBI's taxonomy places the organism in Eukaryota, Metazoa, Platyhelminthes, Cestoda, Cyclophyllidea, Taeniidae. The transcript is spliced from 3 exons.
AUGACAAAAACAAUUGUUGCGUUGGAAAGCAUAAAGUCAAAUAUGUCUCCAAGUUUAUGCAAUAAAUAUGCUUUCAGAAGUUGUAAAAACCAAGUUACGGAUAUAAGUGGAUAUUUACUUAAUUCCGCAAAUCUAAAGUCGACAUUUCUUAAUCGAAAAACACUGGGUUUUUAUACAAGAACAGUUAAUGAAACACGUGAAAUUUCACAAGUGAAUACAGCAAAGUAUCAGUUGCAAGUACCCAAUUUAUUACCAAGAGAACAAAUAAAUUGUCAUUGGAUUUUAUUUUUACCAGAUACAUUCACUUAA